AUGAACAAAACAACAGAACAAACAAAAGUAACCAGUGAAAAGUCUGAUAGGAAGCUUACUGUACUAUCAGUCAGCAACAGAAUGACAGAUGGACAUCACAGUACAAUAGAGCAGGCAUCAUCAAUAAUAGCACCACGAUUAUCAACAUUAAGUAAAUUUGACAAUGAAAACGCAAACAACACAAUGAAAGAUCAAAAUAAUCAAAAUCUGUUAAAUUCUAGUCCCGAGAGUAAUAGUUUAUCAGUUCUUAGCCGUAAAUGGAGUAACUCAAGUAUUUCUGAAACAGUAGACAGCUUUAAAAUCGAUUUGCAAGAAACACAAGAAGGGUUUGAAGAGAAGAAUGGUUCAACUGAGGAUACAAAUCAUUCCGAUAAUGUCAAUCAAAAUAAUAAAGAUAACAAAAGUGUACCUAACAGUCCAAUAGAUAUUAAUCUACUUCAAGUGAAUAUGAACGCUUUAUGCACAGAAAGCAGAACAGGUACAGUUGAAGCCAGUUCAAUCGGUCAGGCACAAUGGACUCCAAGUUUUACUACAGGUGUCACCACAACUGCUACAACAUGUGCAAGUAGUCGUUUAUCUAGAACCAGUGUUAGUCUGCAUCCACCAUACUCCCCGAAUCGUACAACACCAGCAUCUACACCAUCACGACGACAAACAACUUGUCAUCAAAUCAGUUUAUUAGAGACAGCGAAAAUGUUGCUAUCCGAAUCCAGUAAACUAGAGUCGAUUACUCCAAUACGUGAUCAUUUGGUUAGACCUUUAAAUGAUGAACAGAUGGAGUCACACCACUAUCAUAUGCUUGGUAAGCAAAUACUUGCUUUAACUGUUAAGCGAAGCUUGCAUACAAAAUCACUAAAUGCUGUCUUGAAUCUUACUUCUUAUCAGAUUUGCUGUGGAGAUGCUGGGGAAGGCAUUGGUUCAGAUCGUAUCAAAGCAAGCAUCGAACGACGACGAUAUCAAGAAGCUGUUGAACUGCAAAAGCAAAUCCAUUUGUUGAACGAGACAACUAAAGAUUUGUACAAUCGAGCAAAAGAGAAAACUCGCCAUCUGAAUUCACUUAUACAAGAUACACUGAGUCAAAUGAAGUCGAUGAGAGAAGAAAAACUUCAGCAGAGAAAUUUAAAGUCCACACAAAAGCGCAAAAUUACACGAGAGUUAUUCUUACGUCAACUCCGUCAUCGACAUAUACGUAAACAAAGACUACGCGCGAAACUCGGUGUAACUGCUGGGAGUCGAGUUUAUCGUGUAGGCCAACAUUCUGUGCAUGAAGGUUUGCCUACAGUUUUACUCAGCAAGGAAAUAUCAGAAGCUGAAGCACUGAAACAAUGGGAGAUAAAUGAAGAUCUGAGAGAUCAGGCUGAAGCUAAUGUCAUAUUUCGAAUGGAGGAGAAUGCACUUCAUAAUGCCACAGUGAAGUUGAAGUGUUUGAAAGAAAAGGCCGAUAGACAGUUGGGUUAUUUAGAAGACCUUAUGCAAUUCGGAAGGAAUUCAACUGGAGAGAUGCAAGAAAAUGAAACCGGCGAAAUCAACUUGUCUCGGCUACGUGUGAAACAUUUGCAGCUAGUCACUCUAUUAAACCAUUAUGGAAUUAUGCCUGAAGAUGUUGGAGCAUACAAUUUUUGCACGAAAGAGCAACUACAAAUCGCACAACAGAAUCACCUAGUUAAUAUACCAUCAGAUAGUGGAAAUGUGUUACCCAAUUUAUGGGAUGAGCUGCAGGAAGACCAAUUGCACAAAUAUCAGAAGUCUGCCCUGUGUCACUUUCAAAAAAUGUUGGAACAGGUUAAUCGUACGAAUGUUUCACAGGAUGAAGUUCCACUAGAUGUUCAGAGAAGGCGUCAGUGGCACCGAGAUUCAGAAUAUUUGAACACAUUCAGUAGAAUGAUUACACCAGCUGUAUUUUCGUAUUUCGACUACUGGAAACAGCCCUUACCAUCACUGGCUAUGGAUGUACUGGUUGACUUUUUACCAGACAAGACUUCAGGUCGAAGAUCACAAUUUCGGAAUCCUAUGAAUAAAUACUCGAAUAUUAGGAGUGAUCUGAAAAAGUUGAGUAAAUUUCUGGUCCAUCCAAAGGGGCAUGGAAAUGCCAGAAAUCACCGGACAGAAAAUAGAACUGCAUAA
Messenger RNA from Trichobilharzia szidati, 2124 nucleotides. The record is from the annotation of a GenBank genome assembly. NCBI's taxonomy places the organism in Eukaryota, Metazoa, Platyhelminthes, Trematoda, Strigeidida, Schistosomatidae.